Molecule: messenger RNA, 852 nt
Organism: Lepisosteus oculatus (spotted gar)
Lineage: Eukaryota; Metazoa; Chordata; Actinopteri; Semionotiformes; Lepisosteidae
Gene: mrpl18
Product: mitochondrial ribosomal protein L18
Biological process (GO): translation
Cellular component (GO): mitochondrion; ribosome
Molecular function (GO): 5S rRNA binding; structural constituent of ribosome
Source: RefSeq, a predicted model, not a curated record
UACGAGCUGUUUUCCAGCAGUCAAGAUGGCGGCGCCCUGGAUAGGAAAGAAUUAGAAUACUACUGUUUUAGAGAUGCACGUGUGUUAUAAUGUUCUGUCAAUAAAAUAUUUUGUUUGUGUGGAUCUGAGGACUGUAGUUGUUUAGUCAGACAAAGUAUGGCUCUUUUGGGACACAUCGGUAGGAAUGUUAGCGUUUUUGUUGGUCGAGUACGGACACGGGUGGCGUGUGUCAAGAACUUCAAGGACUUGUCAAUUCAGCCUGAUGUGCGGUUGUCAAGCAUAGCUGCUCCCGCCUCUGCAAGUGCUGUUCUUGACAACGAUAACGAGGUCGUUAGUGAGAAGUUCAUUAACAGGAAUCCCCGCAACCUGGAGCUGCUGGCCCUGGCAGUGAAGGACCGGGGCUGGCGCACCGUGUGGCCCUCCAGACAGCACUGGCACAGAGUGGUCCUCUCCCGCUCCCAGAAGCACGUCACCGCCCAGGUGCUGUCCGGCGACCCCGCCUCCCUCUCCCGCCCCGUCGUCUCCGCCUCCACGCAGGAGUGGGCCGUGAAGAAGCACCUGGGCCCCACCUGCGGCGUCUCGGCCUGCGAGAAUAUCGGUCGGGUCUUGGCCCAGCGCUGCCUGGAAGCCGGGAUCCGGCACGCGACAUUCCGAGCCAUCCCCUGGGAGUUCCGAUCCCAGUCCGUUCAAAAGUUUCGUGAUGCCCUGAAAGAAGGGGGCCUGAUUCUCAGCGAGCCGAGACGCAUCUACAAAUGAAGAGACGUGCAGACAGAGCCCCGUCAUCUUUCCUCUCUCUUUCUGUGGUGUAGAGAGCACUGUGGACUAAACUCAGUAAACACACUUUUUACAUCU